UUUGCAGUCAUCUUGCAGAAGAACGCGUUCUUGUGCCUCUCAUGCCAAACCGCUGAUAGGAUUGAUCAGUGCUAGUGUUUAGAUCUUAUGUACAUCUUGAACAGCUUGUGGAACAAUGUUGCGGUCUGCAGUGUGUGUCCCGGAUGUGGUCCAGGAGCAGUGCUGUGUGAAAGAGGAAUGUGGAGAUGAUUGUAUCACUGCGUGCACGGUUAAAAUCGAGGAAGAUGAAACCAGCAUAGAUACAACAAUCGAAGGUAUUGCUGCGCAGCUGAAAGAGGAAGAUGAAGAGCAGAGGGUGUCCGAGGAAAUGCCAGAAAGCACUGAAUAUAAUGAAGGAACCACUAAUCGAAGCUUUCACAGGGUCCUCGUUGUUCCAGAGGCAGGCAGCGAGGAGAAAACCCCCAGCAGCCAUUUGAACCGCUGCCCUCACUGUGAGAAGACUUUUGCUAAAAUGCAGUUUUUAAAAACCCACCUGAGAGUACAUACGGGAGAGAAGCCUUACGGGUGCUUGCAUUGCGGGAGGAGGUUUUCUCACCUAGCGUCGCUGACAGGUCACAGGAGAACGCAUACAGGAGAGAAGCCGUAUCAGUGCUUCCAGUGUGGGAAGAGGUUUGCUCUUUCAGGCUCGUUGAAAUUGCACGAGAGGAUCCACACGGGAGAGAAGCCGUACCAGUGCCUUCAGUGCGGGAAGAGCUUUUCUAGGCAUGCGUUUUUAAAAAAACACCAGCGCAUGCAUUCUGGAGAGAAGCCUUUCUCUUGCCUUGAGUGCGGGAAACGAUUCUCUCAUCCGAGCUCCCUGAAAGAUCACGAAGGCUCGCACACCGGAGGGAAGCCUUAUAGCUGUUCUGAAUGCGGAAGGCAGUUUUCUCACCCGAGUUCACUAAAAGUCCACGAGAGGAUCCAUAGUGGCGAGAAGCCGUACCACUGCACUCAGUGCGGGAAGAAUUUCUCCCAUCUCACGUCGCUGAAAAUUCACGUCCGAAUACAUACUGGAGAAAGGCCGUACCAGUGCUCCCAGUGUGGAAAGGGUUUCUCUCAUGCAGGCUUAUUGAAAGGUCACGAGAGGAUACAUACCGGGGAGAAGCCGUACCACUGCACGCAGUGUGGGAAGAGUUUUACUCAGUCAAGUGCGUUAAAAGUGCACCAGAGGAUCCAUACCGGAGAGAAGCCUUACCGGUGUACACACUGCGACAAGUGUUUUUCUCAUCCAGGGUCUUUAAAGAUACACCAAAGAAAGCAUACCGGAGAGAAGCCUUAUCGAUGCGAGCAGUGCGGCAAAAGCUUUUACAGAUCAUGGUACUUAAAAGUACACCAGAGAAUACAUACUGAGGAGAAGGAAAUGAGCUCGAGCUGAAAUUUUUUUUGUAUGGUUUGCAUUCGAGGUAUCUAUUUAUUAUCUCCGUGACUGCUGUGAAGGGAGUUUUUCUCAUUUUCAAGCUGGGUUUGGUGAUGUAAUCAGGUUUUGACGACGUCUAAUCGAUGUGAGCAUCGUUACUGUGUGUAUGUGCUGUACCGGAGUCAGACUUCUGAGAGUCUGCACACUAUUCGAGCUCCGAAUCUUCAACUCCUUUAGCGGUUAAAAACAGCAUCAACGGUGGGCACAUGGAAAAUUAAAAUACACGUGUUAUACACUCGUGAAUUCCAAUGAAAUUGGAAUACUGAUGGAUUUGACUUUAUUGUCCACCAAUGUGGAAAUUCUCCUUUGUCUUCUCAUAAAAAAAAUAAUUAAUAAAUAAGUAAAACCCCACAAUAAUACACAUACACAAUAUAUCAAUUAUUUUCACAAGGAGUUGCUUACCCUUCAUUUAAUAUUCUAAUCGCCACUGGUAUAAAGUAGUGUUUAUACACAUUUCUAAGAUAUUUCGGGACCGUAUACCUUCUUCCAGAUGGAAGCAUUACAAAUUCCAAGUCAAGUGGGUGUGUGGAGUCAAAUACAACCCUCGUUGCUCUUCUGUGUCUUGCCAGCACAUACAGUUUAAAAAACUGCUUAAUAAGUAAUAAAGCAAAAAAAAAAAAAAAAAAAAAAGGAGGGGGUGAAUCUGGAGGCAUUGUAUUUGCAGAAACAUUGCUGUUUGGAUGCAUAAUUGCAAAUUGUAAUCGCAAUCCAUUUUAAUUUAUUGAAAACAAAAACAAAACACCACCACCAAAGUCAAAUAUUCCAGUCUGAGCAUGAGCAUAAAUAGGUGCACAGAUGUCUAGGAUUUUCUAGAACUUUGUUAUAUCACAUGUACUAGUACAUAAGUUCUGUGAUCAAUGACACGGUUUAAAGUGAGGAAUCAGUGAGAGUAAAACUACAUGUACUCCAUUUACAAUAAUACACGCCUCGCUCACCAUUCAGCAUUGCCUCUCCCUAGCUGAAGCAAAAGAAAUACACUCCAAAUAAAACAAUGAGUACUCUGAUUAGUGCUUGAGCUUAAAUGUGAGUGAAAACAAUCUUCUGUAAUUGGUCAUCAUGAUUUAUUUAAAGGAUAUGGUUAUGUUUAUUUUUUUUUUUUUAGAUAUCACCCAACCUUAAAUUUUGACAUUUUUUGUGUACAUGCACUAUCUUUUGUGUAUAUUUUAUCCUCUUUGUGAUUACCACUCAUCACAAAAUAAUGAGUUCUGAUAAACUCUUAUGACUUGUGUAAAGAAAACAUACCGUAGGUCUGCUGUACCUUUUUAAGGGAACAGAUUUUCCUUCAUUAGGUUGGCCAAUGUAGUUAUUUCUAAGUGAUCACUUAGAAAAAUACUUAGAUAAUCCAAAUAAUACAAGCACUGUUUGCUUGUUUUGGAGAGAAAUACAGCGUGUUUAAUUUCCAAGUAGUUGCCUUGAAAAGAAAAAAAACUGUAGCUCUGUCUUUCUUUGUGGAAAACAUAUUGCUGGGCUGGACUGCAUAUACAGUAUAUACUGUUGUCACAUCCUAACACCUGCUUAAAGUGAUGUUUUUAUGUAUUAUUUAUACAAGUCACUAAAAUGGUUUUACUUAAUUAGAGAAUUUUUUUUGGUUUCGAGCACAUACAACCUUCAUUACAUCACGUUUAAUUUGUAUACAAUAAUGAGUUUAUUUUGGGCUUACUGUUACUAAUGUCAUCUAUCAUCUAUAAAUCCCAAUUCAAAUCUCUUUUUGUUUUUAUGAAGACGUGAUAUUUAAAAACCCUUGAGUGUUGUGACAUUGAAUAACUCUUAACUAUUAAGCCGGAUCUGGGUGGCAUUAGUUUGUGAAGGGUGCUAGUGUGCUUAUGCUUCAUUUGAAUUUAUAUCUGGUUGGAUAUGGAGGUAAUAAUAUAAAGCGGUUAUACUUUGAACUCUUUUUUUUUUUUUUUUUUUUUUUUUAUAGGGAAACGCUCAAUUGAAAAGAAUAAGGAUGCAAAAUGGGAGUUUUUUGAACAGCAAGAGCAGAACAUCAUACCUUUCCUACACACACUUUACAAGUUUACAAUGCCAGUGGAUAAAGGUACAUUCUGGGUUGAAAUCAGAUGAACUCUUUACUGCACGGUGUUGCCAUAUGGCAACAAUUAAUUUAUCUCCAAUUUUUUUUUUUUUUUGAUAGGCAAUAAUACAAAGCUACUAUUUUCCUAUGUAACUGGAAAAAGGGGUCUUUAACGUUAACAUCAUAAAAAAAAUAAUGCCACAUCACAUGACCAGGAAGUGCUGUCCUUUUCUGCAGUCACAUGGCAUGGUGAAGGUCAUCAUCAGACGAUGAUGAAUGAAAAUUUGAUUCAUUUUUCAAUAUUUAGGCAAAACUACUUAAAGGGAAAAAAAAUUAAACACUAUCUGCGCUAAAUUAUUAUUAUUUUUUUCCAUUUAAACAAGUUUAUAUAUACUGAGUAUUCUCUUAAAUAGUAAAAAAAAAAAACACACACUAAGCUUCUCUAAUGGUAUAUUCACAUUUUAUCACAUCCAACGUAAGAAAAACUGUUGUAAAUUCAGAAAUUUUGCAACUGCACUUUAUGUUCUAAAGUUUGUUUCAAGAGAAAGAAUUAAAAAUAUACUUCACGCAAAACAUGUUCGGAUCUAAUUUUUUGUAUGUAUUUUGAGUGAGUAAAUUCUUCCACAUACUUUCUACAACUGUAAUUCAUUUCUAGAAGAUACAGUAUAACUUUUACAUGCUUACUAGAUCGCAAAAAACUUAUAGUCUGGGAAAUGCAGUAAUUGGAAUCUCAUCCAUUUUGUGUUAGUUUCGACUAUAUGAUACUUUCCACAAUUGUUUACCAACCCCCCAAGAGCAAAGCAGAACAGUGAUUUUAAAAUGGCACUGGGACCUUUAAAGAGUGGACUGGAAGCUGGUUUAAAGCCAAUCCGAUGUGGUCCAUCUUCAGUCAGGACUGUAAUAAUGCCAUUUUGUAAUAGUUGUAAGGAAGAAAGAGAUAAGUGCAGAAAUUUCGAGUUGAAAUGGAAGGAAGGGAUGUAUGAUUUUCAGCUAGGGACCCCUUCAACUGUUCCACUGACCCUCUCAGUGCAGAUUUAUUUUAAGAACAUUAUCCAUCUGUUCAAACAUUAAGCACAUUA
This is a messenger RNA of Ictalurus punctatus (channel catfish), 4489 nucleotides long. RefSeq names its product zinc finger protein 570. The record is from RefSeq and is a predicted model, not a curated record. Bases 116 to 1354 code for a protein of 412 amino acids. NCBI's taxonomy places the organism in Eukaryota, Metazoa, Chordata, Actinopteri, Siluriformes, Ictaluridae. The transcript has 2 exons.